AUGGCCAGUACAACUCUUCUCUGCUUCUACCAGCUCGCGGCGCGGAUCCUCAUGGACAGCCUGGCCCACGACUACAUCAAUGGUGUGAACUUAAACGACCCGAUGGCCGUCCUUGGCUUCGUGACAGGCGGAUCUUGGGCGUUUUUUUGUCUUGAAGAGCAGCAGCAGCAGUUGCUGCUGGCGGCGCAGGGCAGCCUCGGCCCAGUCUUCCGGGUCUCAGGGUUGUGCUUGUUGUCGAUUCGGCAGAUGUUGUUAGCAUGCCUGAUUGGGCUGCGGGUCUAUCACAGCGGUGUGCUGCUGGCGGGCUACGGGGCGCCUCGCUGGCUCUCCACCUUAGCCCGCUUCUCACGCAUUUCCUACCGGUUCCUGAUGUGCGUGGCCCACUUCCUUCGGGCGCGUGCGUACUUGGAGCACCCUCUGAACGAACGCCUCAGCGCACAGAUGAGGAGCAACAUGGCCACCUUGAGCCAGAUGAUGGCCGUGGCUAUCUUUUUGGGCACCUCCACCGACUUCCUCGUCGUGGCGCGGGGGGUGGUGCUGCCAGACGUCUUCUCGCAGGAUUUCACUGAUGCCGAGAUGGACACCUUAAACGACCUCUUCACUCAGUGGCUGCCCGUCACGCUGAUCAUCACCGGUACCAUCGACAAGCGUGCUCCCCAGCAAACCAUGAACGACCUCCGGGCCUGUGGCUUCAACAACGGCCUUGUGCUCUUCUUCCUUUACCUGGGCACCUUUCUCUUUGGGGCGGGGAGCGUGGAGCAGUACACCACCGUCCUCUGGGGGGGGAACACGUAUGCCUGGCUUUGGCCAUGGGGAACUGGCGUUCUGAUCCUUCUCCUGGGCCUCAUCCUCUACAUUUCGUUUUGGGCCAUGAAAAGGAUCCUAUGCCUCUGGAUGAUUGACCGGACCGUCAAGCGAUCCCGGGCCAGCCAAAUCAGCUGCUGCGGCCAGCGGAUCGUGAAGAUGCUGAAUGCUCAAGGUCAGUUCAAUGGAGCGAUCCUUGUGUUGCGCUCAGAGGACACCUUCGUCGAAGCCGAGCCGGGUGCGGUGCUGCUGCAGGUGGUGGGCGUGAAUGGCCGUCAUCCGCUGACGCAGAUCGCGUAUCCAUCACCCAGCCGGCGCAACCGCUGGCAGGUGGAGUACCACAUCCGACUACAGCCGAAUGCCGAGAAGCAGAACUGGGCCCACCGCCUGUACGACCACGCCCGCGCACGGGAGGGCACAGAGGAGCCGAUUCACCUCGAGGUGGCUGGACCCAUGAACACCUUGGGCACAUUUGGUCAGGAGGAACUCCUUAAGGACGUCCAUCGCCUACUCUUUGUGGCCAUUGGUGUAGGCUUCACCGGCUGUGUGCAUCCCAUGUUCCACGCCCAUGAGAGGCUCUGUAUCCGGACCCCCUCCCCGGAGUAUGCGGACGCCGUGGAGCCUGAGCCGGUGUGCUUGGCCUACGGCCUGCGCCGGGGGGAUCAACUGCGGAUCUCCAUCAGCGAGGACUCGUCGCAAGCGAAGCCGGAAGAGCGGCAGAGUCGGUCCCAGUGGGGGAAGAUGCUCACUGGUGAGGUGGAAGCCUUGUCCAAGGGCGGGGGUGGGCUGGUGCUCCUCUUCUGUUGUGGGCCAUCGCCCGCAGUGCAAGGCGUUCAGAAGUUGAGACGCGGCUUCAACUGGCCGGUUUUCUAG
Symbiodinium sp. CCMP2456 is the source of this 1677-nucleotide messenger RNA. Lineage: Eukaryota; Dinophyceae; Suessiales; Symbiodiniaceae. The record is from the annotation of a GenBank genome assembly.